AUGCCAGGCUACUACUCGCGCCCCAUGGCGGGCCAACUCCCUCUCACUCCACCAGACUCGGGCUCAGGAUACGGAUACAGCAGUAUGCAUUACUCGCAAGAUCCGUAUGCUCAGCACCAGACGGUGAGCCAGUGCCGCCAAGACAGCGCCUACGACUACCAGCAGGGCUACAUGCAACCUGCAGUCGCGCCAGCACCACCGACAUACCAAUACCCACAGAGCAGCUUCCAGUCUGCCAACAGUCUGCCGCCCAUCUCAUCCUACUACGAGCCCAUCGGCGCCCCCAUCCUCCCUCCGCUGCGAAUCCACGACCAAGUCGCCUUCACCGACGACUACCAGCGCCGCUUGCAACAAGAACAGCAGAACGCUGCCGCACGUGAACAGCAGCGACAGGCUGCAAAGGAGGAGAAGGCCACUGGUGGCGUAUCCGCCAAGCUGGACUAUGAGAUGGAGCGCAUGACGGACUUCGUGACAGAAGCCACUCAGUCAAUGUAUGCCCUGCAUUGUUCCCCCAUCCGCGUUGCAGAGAUUGACGUGACUCGAAGCUUUCAACAUACGAUGCAGAGCCAUCCGUCGUUUCGAAAGUGGAUCCACCAGGUCCUCUCCGCGACUCGACUGCCAUCGGCCACGAUCCUGCUGAGCUUGCACUACCUGAACGACCGACUCGCCAACUGGCCCGAGUCAGUGCCUCAAGGCGAGAACCAGAUCUACCGUCUGCUCGCAGUCUCCCUCAUCCUCGGCAGCAAGUUCCUCGACGACAACACCUUCAUCAACCGAUCGUGGUCUGAUGUCACGGCGAUCAAGGUCUCGGAGCUGAACAUGUUGGAGAUGAAGUGGCUGCACCUCAUCAACUACGAGCUGCACAUCGAGCCAUCGACCUCGAACGGCCUGCAGGCAUGGUUUGACGCGUGGAAGAAGUACGACGCAGAGUACCUCGCCAAGACUCAACCAGCCAGGCUUUCGCCACUCGACACGAAUGUGCACCGUCACACGAGCACUAGCCGGGACCGCUUCUCGCCUUACCCAACGCCGUACACUGCGUCUGCGCGGUCAUUCGAUGGAUCGCUGUCCUCCCGCUCCUCGCAGUACUCGACGCCAUACGCUGCUGCCGACCCAUGGGCACCCAGCCAGCGCCACGUCGACGAGUACUACAAGCAGCGUCAGGACCGCUACCCAUCCGCAUACGAGCUUGAGGAGGCCAGCCGUAGGGCAUCAGAGGAGCGUGCUCGCCAGUCAGCGUACCAAUACGCCCAGAGCGCUCAUGCUUCGUACUACCAGACUCCCAGCUACGGCUCGACGUGGGACCAGAGCAACACCUGGAACGUUCACCGAUACGACUGCAACUGCUCAUCGUGUGCAUAUCAGCAGCACUACCGGCCAUACCCCAUGACCUCCAGCUACACCGCUCAGACUGUCAUGGGUUAG
Molecule: messenger RNA, 1425 nt
Organism: Zasmidium cellare ATCC 36951
Lineage: Eukaryota; Fungi; Ascomycota; Dothideomycetes; Mycosphaerellales; Mycosphaerellaceae
Exons: 1
Coding region: 1-1425 (474 amino acids)
Biological process (GO): regulation of cyclin-dependent protein serine/threonine kinase activity
Cellular component (GO): cyclin-dependent protein kinase holoenzyme complex; nucleus
Molecular function (GO): protein kinase binding; cyclin-dependent protein serine/threonine kinase regulator activity
Source: RefSeq, a predicted model, not a curated record